GUAUAUAUAUGCUAAUCUCUUGAAGUGUGUACAGUUAUGUAUAUUCAGCUUGCACAUGAAUUGAAGACGAAAUAUGCUCUGUCCCUUUGUGAACAUAUAUUAUAUCUGGUUCUCGGCACCAAAGAUGAUGAGAGAGAUAAUUUUGGACUUGAGGAAUUGACAAACCCCAUGACAAUUAAUCAGAAUGGGUUUCGUCUUUUUAUGGAACACUGAGUUUUUAGCAAUGUAUAUCACUGGUCGAUCGUCACAUAAGAGUUCUACAAGGUGGGAUGAUCAACAUGUAGUUCUUGCAUAAGUCCCUUCACCCAUACAACUUCACAAGUAAGUUGAGCAAGACCCCUAUACUCAGUUUAAGAUGAUGAACGAGAAAGAAAUUUCUAAUUCUUGAAUUUCCAAAUGAUCAUACAUUUACCCAAUGAAACAUCAUGUAGUCGAUCAUCUUGUAUCUAGGCAUGAAGCCCAAUCAAAAUCACUAAAAUCACGAAAAAAGAAGAUCAGACAUGGAUGAGUAGAACAAUUCUUGACCUGAAGCAUUCUUUAGGUACUUGAAAAUUUCGUAAGCAAGAUGCAUAUGGUAAAUCGUGAGAGUAUCUUCAUAUUGGCAUAAUUUUUGGACUACAAAUGUGAGAUCAUGACGUGUGUUGGUGAGGUAGUGAAUCAUCCAACAAUUUUCCUGAAAAAGAGACACAUCUUCCAACAAUGGUCCAUCAUUAGUAGAUAGUCUAGUUUUCAUGUCAAUGAGGGUGACAACUAGCUUGGUAUCUGCAUAUCCAUUAUCCUCCAAUACAUCAGUAUAGUACUACUUAUGGCCGAUAUGUAUAUCCCUUAUGAUCGAGCAUUCUCUAAUCCCAAGAAAUAAUGAAGCUUGUCAAGAUCAUGAAUAUUGAAUUGGGAAUGCAAGAAAUCUUUUAAAUCUGUCAUACCUAACAUUAUCACCAACAACGAUGAUGUCAUCUACAUAAACAAGUAGAAUAGAAAUACCAAAAGUUGCACUGUGAUGGAUAAACAUGGAGUUAUCAACAUUUGACUAAGUAUAACCAAAUCUAGGUAACGAAGAUGUGAGUUUGAAGAACCAUUGUCUGGAUGCAUGUUUCUGACCAUAGAGACUUCUUGAGGCGAAAGACAUGUCCAAAGUCAUAAAUACCAGGUGGUAAGUCCAUGUACACUUCUUCUUUAAGAUCUACAUGGAAAAACACAUUACUCAAAUCUAACUGAAAUUGUUUCCAGUUCUUGGUUGUAGCAAGAGCUAACAAGGUUUUGACAUAGUUAAACUUGGCAACCGAUGAAUAUGUGUCAAGAAAGUCAAUCCCAUAUAUUUGAGUAAAGCCAUUGGCUACAAGCCUAACUCUAUAUCGUUCUAUAGAUCCUUUGGGAUGAAACUUGAUAGUAUAACUCAUUUAUUACCUAUAGUCCUCUUCCCAGGAGAUUUCGAAACCCUCCCAUAGUCCCAUGUCUAAUUUGUUGUCAAUGCCUAAAGUUCAUUAUUCAUGGCGUUAUCUCAACAUUCCAGUUUUAUUGCUUCUUCAAAUGUAGUAGGAAUCACAUUUGUCUCAACUACAAAAUCAUACUUCUUGUAUCAUGGUGACAACGUGUCAUAUGAUAGGUAAGCAACCAUUGGAUAUUUUCACAGGUUUUACAAGUUGUUUUGGUGGUUUUCGAAGAGCAAUGGGAAGAGUGGAAGGAGAGGGAGUUUGGUGUACUACCAUUGAUGGUAAAGGGAUUGGAGAAGGGAUAAGUUGAGAAGAUAACUAGGUUGAAUUAGGUGAAUAAGGAGAGUUAUGUUAUGGAAUAUGUGUAGAUUUUAUGGGGUGUUUUAUGUAGUUUCAUGGGUCGGUGAAAAGACAUGCAAUGGAGAAAAGGAGUUAUGAUCUAGUGUGGCACCAAUAGAAGGAGAAGGAAGACAUAUAUGGUAUGAAGAGACACGAUGAACAAGUUUGAGAUCCAAAGAUCUGAAUAUGAGAAAGUAGACAACAUCGUUGCUUUGUUCACGGGUUGCAUAAUUCUCAUCAAGUGAAUGUGGAGUUGAAACUAAUCAACUAAUGAAACCUAACUCGUUCUCGCUCCUGAGAGCUACUCAAAUAGUUAAUUAUGCUCCAUGAAUCGUAAUUAACAGCGUUUGUCAGCUUGACAAGAAAACCCAGUCAUAGAUUAGGGUUUAUGCAGUAUGGGUGUGUGAAUGCGGAGGGGGCAAGUACGUGGUAGGAUUGCGGUUGAGGUAGAAGACAAGGUAGUCGCAUAUGUACGUAGUUGGAGACCGACGAGUUAAUUGAAGUAGCAACCAUCGUCGAUUAGGUAAAUGAGAGAGGAAGAACGCAUGUGAGGGCGUAAAAUCCUUGAAGUCUGAACUAGCUAGACUCUAAUACAAUAAGAAAUCUGCAAGAUUAUCAUAUUUGUGAGGAAACCUGCAAGGGGCUCUUUCUGUCUCGAGGACGUUCUGACUAAUUCUACUACUUCCUUCUUAGGAAAACGAUUUGAUUUGUACCAAGAGCUCUGACAAAAAAAUGUAUUUAGUUUAACUCACUCUAUAAAGAAUGAGAUAUAUUAUCACGGUAUUUGUACAUACUUACAGUCAACCCAUACAAGCUAUCACAAUUAUUUUACCACAAUAAGGAAAUUAAAUUCGAGACUGGACAAUUGACGACGGGCGACCAUUUGGAUUGCCUCAGCAUUGAAUUAGUUGGGUUAAUUUUGGUUUGGAUAGAGAGGAUUUAAUGCGGUCACUAGGUUUAUAAUUAAGUCAAAUUGGAAACCGUCGUUAACAUUUAAGCAUGGUCAAAACAGACUGCUUUGGUAUUUAUUUGCUGUUGGAAUUUGGAUUAAACGUUGCCAAAGAAGAGCUCUCUCUCUCUCUCUCUCUCUCUCGGGAUGAAGGCGUAGGUCAUAAGAAUUCAUCACAAGCUCCAAAAAUCGAACUCACUCAGGCACAGCAUAGGCCAAGCCGCCGCCGCCUGCAUGCCCAGAUUAAGCUUAUUUUUACUGGCGGCCAAUUAGAUUUAUAUACUAUGACAAUCUUAACGAAACUACAUAUACACGAUGAUGUUAGAUACACGAUUUGGUGAAACAUCUUCGAAACGUUUAACGAUUUUUCUAAAUAGUAGAUUGGCAUAUAACUUUACAUAUUAAGUUUAAAGAAAGUAGUAAUUUGAUUAGGUCCAUUUAGGGAUGGAAAAAAUAUUUGUAACUGUGGAUAUUCGUCCGAAUCCGACCCAAUUGGGUAGGGUAAAACCCGAACUCGAAGGACUUUUAGUGGGUACCCAAAUAUUGCAUGGGUGGACAUAGGUUUCUCACUAUCCAACCCGAACCCUCCCGAUUAUACACAUUCAUAUGUAUUUUGUCUAGAAAUAAUCAUUAUUUUUCUGUAACAUAUUUAAUAUUUAGCAUAUAAAUAUAGUAUUUUAGUGAAAUUGUGUUGUUUUAAUUAAUUUUCUUCAUUCUAGUGAAUUAUUGUUGUACUUUUCCUCUUACGUAAUGUGAGAAUACGCGUGAAUAUCAACAUAUUGGUUGGAGUUAUGAAGAGAAAUUAUUAUCCAUGGAUAACCGUGGAUACCCGAAUUCCGAACGGGUAUGGACAUGAUUUUAUUUUUCUACCCAUUUCUUAUGUGGAUAUGGGUAAAACCCAAACUACUUUGAGUAGGGUAACGAAUAUGCGCUAUCCGCCCCGACCCGAACCAUUACCAUCCCUUGUUCCAUUUAAAGAGCUGUUUAGCAUUAGUUGUCCUAAUCUCAUCCUAUUUCUUUUGCGUGUCCUCAAGUGUGAUACAUUUUUAAAAGCAUCAUUCCCUUCAAUUCUACUUUACUUUUCCAGUGUUAGCUCUUUUUUUUACCCCUAAGCCCCAAAUAAAGUAUGUAUUUAUAUUUUUAUAGUAAAUUAAGUAUUUAUUAAAUGCGUUGGAUUCUCCAUAUAUAUGGGAGAGAUAUAUUGCUUCAUCUUAUUGUGAUAUCUAAUAUCAAUAUAUCAAAUUCAAACACACUCGAAGUUUAUUGAAAGUAUUAAGAAAAAAAAAUACAAACACUCCUUAAUUAAUUACUAGUUUCCUAAUUAAUAUCGGAAUCGGGAUUGGUCUUUUUUGCUUUAUAUCCUUUCAGACUUCCUCUCCUUUCGUCUUCCUACUGUUAAGGCAAGUAGCAAAGUAAAGUAAAGCCGUAGCCCCUUCCAUUAAAUUCCAGUUCAAUCAAAAUUCCAAUUCCAGACCCCCAAUAAUAAUUAAAAAAAGGAGAAAUUUCCUCUCGAUCAUGAAGGCUCCUCCUCGCCUUCUUCCCCUUCUCCUUCCCGUCCCCGCCGCCAGCUCCCGCCUCUUCGAAACCACCACGCGCGGCCGCUGCGCCUUCCUCCUCCUCUGCCUCUUCCUCUUCGUCUCGCUCUCCAUCUUCCUCUCCCUCUCCCCAAACCAACUCCUCCUCCGCUCCUUCGACUACUCCCCCUCCGCCGCCGUUGCUCCCACCGUCGUCGCCGCCCGCCCCAACCUCUCCGCUUUCCCUUCCAACAGCGCCGUCCGGGAAUCGGCCGACCACCUCAAUAAAUCUUCGGUCCCGGAGGCUCGAGAGAAUUUGGAAUCCGUCUCCAUUUUGUUCCCCGACUGGGAGGUGGUCGUGAUUGGACCGGCGGGAAUUUCAGGGGAGGAGGAGGAAUCGGGAUUUCUGUGCGUUUAUCCGAACAAGGCGACUUCCCCGGCGAGGUUCUCGGGAAACUUGCGGGCCACGAAUCAGUCGAUUUUCACGUGCUGGAUGCCGGAGAAGUGCCGCCGGCGUCUGCAAUCGCCGGUGCUCGUCCGGAGGAAGAGUCCAGCAGAAGGGGGGAAAGAAGAAAAAUUGUCUUCUUCUUUUGCUACCAGGAAGACGACGAAACCGCUGCUGAGGUGGACAUUUCUGGCGUACGAGUCUUUGUCGACGGAGAGCGACGUCGUUUUGUUCGUCAAAGGCGUAAACAACAAGCAAGGAGUCAAUCGUCCAGCUCACGAGCUCAAGUGCGUGUUCGGCAAUCCCGAUGAUUCCGCGGUGAAAACCACCGCCGUGACGAGCUCCGAGCAGGAGGUUUUCCGGUGCGCUCACCCUGAUUUGACGGGGUAUGGUAAAAACGUGACGGAGGGCGUCAGACUCACGCUGGAGCUCCCCGACGGAGUUCGUGUCCCUUCGGUGGCGCACUACUCCCCCUGGCGGCGGAGCAGUGUCGUGGUGGGGGAAGCGAAGCUGCAAAUCUGCGCGGCGACGAUGGUGUACAACGCCGCCAAGUUCCUCAAGGAGUGGGUGAUUUACCACUCCGGAAUCGGCGUCGAGAAAUUCUUCCUCUACGACAACGGAAGCGACGACGGAUUGGGAAUCGUCGUCGGGGAGCUGAAUCGGGAAGGUUAUAGAGUGGAAACGGUGCCGUGGAUUUGGGCGAAGACGCAGGAGGCCGGAUUCUCCCACGCCGCGGUCUACGCGCGGGAAUCCUGCGAUUGGAUGAUGUACAUCGACGUCGACGAGUUCCUCUUCUCCCCGCGGUGGAACUCCGCCGCUCAGCCGUCGGAUCGCAUGCUCAAAUCCCUAAUUCCGCGGAAGAAAUCAGCGGGCCGGGUCGUCGGGCAGGUCACGAUUCGGUGCAACGAGUUCGGGCCUUCGGGUCGGGUCACCCACCCGCCCGACGGGGUGACCCAGGGGUACGACUGCCGGAGGAAAUUGGACAACCGGCACAAGUCGAUCGUGCUGCUGGAAGCGAUCGACGAUUCGCUGCUGAACGCCGUGCAUCACUUCCGAUUGCGCGGCGGCGGGGGAGGAGAAGGGGGGAAGUUGUUUAGGACGAAGCAGGUGGGAAUGGAGGCGGCGGUGGUGAACCAUUACAAGUACCAGGCGUGGUCGGAGUUCAGGGCGAAGUUCCGGCGGAGGGUGUCGGCGUACGUGGUCGAUUGGAGGAGGGCGGUGAAUCCGGCGUCCAAGGAUCGGGCCCCCGGACUGGGGUUCGAGCCGGUGAAGCCGGGGGAUUGGGAGCGGCGGUUCUGCGAGGUGAGGGACGAUCGGCUGAAGUCGCUGGUGCGGCGGUGGUACGGCGGCCUCACUGCGGAAGGAGGAGGAGGGUAUAGAAUGGCGUGGCAGAGGUGAAACUAAAAGAAAAGGACUCGAUUGGCCGGGAGUUAAUUUGUGAAGGACUAGAAAGUAAUUAGGUGAAAAGGGUUUGGCGGGGAGUAAUUUGUAAAAAAAAACAAAAACAAAAACUGAUUUUGGCCAUGGGCUGAUAUUUAGUUAAGUUUAGCAGACUGAGCUAACCUCAAUUACUCAUAUACUAUAACUAUAUACAUUACAACGUUGUAGUUCCUGUUGAUGGUAGUGAAUAUAUAGUUUCCCUUGCAUGAGGAAGGAGGAGUUACCAGAAUCGAAUCCAAGGCCAGUUGAUCAAUGAUCGUGAGUUUGAUUGUUUUAUCGUUGCGAUAUUGUCAAGUAUUGAUAAACAUAUGGUUUUCCAUCAUUGAACUCAUAGGUAAGUCAGUGCUCAUAGAUAGCAUUAUCCUCAUUUUCAGUUUAGAUUUUAGUUUAAUGUUACAAAUAGGGUUAAUAGUAUUUUGUACCCCUCUACUAUUACAAAUUAACAAACCUACCCCUCUAUUAAAUUUUUGCACAAACAUACCCUUCUAGUAUUAAAAUGUAACAAACAUACCCCUCUGUCUAAUUUUCUGUUAAUGUACCGUUAAGUAGACUAAAAAAUUACCCAAAUACCCUCAUUUAUUUUUAUUUUUAUUUUUAUUUUUCUAUCAUUUUUAUCACAAGUCAAAGCCUAAUUAAAAUUGAAAUCUACCCUGAAAUCCAUAUCAUUCUCUUCCACCUAGGAACCUGUCGUCUUCCUCAACAACCCGCAACCGUCGAAGACUGCCCACACUCCGGCGCGCCUGCUUAAUUGCCCUCGGCAGCGGCUGCACCGUGCUUUUCCUCGCCGGCGGUUGGAUGGCUGGAGCUAAAACCAUCCAGCUUUCUCCAGGAGUCGACUCCUGCAGCUUCUUCUCCCUCCAUUUUACCUUUUAUUAAACCACAACGAAAGAUUACCCUUGCGAAAAGCCACCAAGAUAUAUAUUGAGGUUUUCAAAACAGUAAAUCAAGCAAACAGUGAAUACGGAAAAAGAUUACAGAGUUACAGAAUCAGUAAGCAAAUUCAAUUUCAUACAUCAAUAGUAAGUGGUGAGCACAAGCAACCAAUUUACAAAAUGGAUUUUCAACACAAAAAUAAUGUUCUCAUUAGCUCUACCGUCGCAGAGGGGUAGCAGAAGUCUCUGGCAGCGGACUCGUCGAGUCUCACCCCUACCAAACGAUCACCCACUGCUUUUCGUCGCUUUCCAGCGUCGUGUAUUCGCCGCCCGCUGAAGCCUGCUCCAGCUGCUGUCGAGGACAAGCUGGGUGCUGCCUGGUUGAUUGGCGUGAAACUCUCUACGUCGACGGCGGCGGAUGACUGAGGAAUACCGAAGGGUUCUGUCGAACAUAAUGGUGAUAGGUUUUAGGGUUUGUUUUAAUUUUUAAUUGAGCUCUGACUUGUAAUAAAAAAUUAUAAAAAAU
Messenger RNA from Linum trigynum, 7515 nucleotides. Lineage: Eukaryota; Viridiplantae; Streptophyta; Magnoliopsida; Malpighiales; Linaceae. The record is from the annotation of a GenBank genome assembly.